AUGGCCGACUCUGCCGCAGACGUGGAAGCGCACGACGCCGCCGCGCCGUCGUCCGGCCUACAAACAGCCAAAGACCUCUUCUCCGGCGCAGCAGGCGGCAUUGCCCAGGUGCUGAUCGGCCAGCCCUUCGACAUCGUCAAAGUGCGCCUCCAAACCUCGCAAGCCUACCCCUCCGCGCUCGCCGCCGCCACCUCCAUCUACCGGCACGAGGGGGCGCUGGCCUUCUACAAGGGCACGCUGACGCCGCUGCUGGGCAUCGGCGCGUGCGUGUCCAUCCAGUUCGGCGCCUUCCACGCGGCGCGCCGCUGGCUGGAGGAUCGCCGGGGUCCCGCCGCGCGCGGCACCCCGCUCGGCUACGGCGAGUACUACGCCGCCGGCGCCUUCGCCGGCCUAGCGAAUAGUUUCCUCUCCGGGCCCAUUGAGCACGUGCGUAUUCGUCUGCAGACGCAGCCGCAUGGUGCGGGGAGGUUGUAUGCGGGGCCGUGGGACUGUGUGAGGAAGUUGUGCAGUGCGGCGCCGGGGGGUGGGGGUGGGGUGGCGAGGGGGCUGUAUAGGGGGGAGGCGGUGACGUUGUUGCGCGAGGCGCAGGCGUAUGGGGUGUGGUUUUUGGCGUUUGAGUGGUUGAUGAAUUCGGAUGCCGAGAGGAAUAAGGUGCAGCGGAAGGAUAUUGCGAGCUGGAAGGUGGCGUUUUAUGGUGGGUUGGCGGGCGAGGCGCUGUGGUUGGGCAGCUAUCCGUUUGAUGUGGUCAAGAGUAAGAUGCAGACGGAUGGAUUCGGCGCGGAGCAGCGGUACAAGACGAUGCGGGACUGCUUCGCGCAGACGUUCCGGGCCGAGGGCUUGAGGGGGUUCUGGAAGGGGAUUGGACCGACAUUGUUGAGGGCUAUGCCCGUCAGCGCGGGGACGUUCGCUGUGGUGGAGAUGACGAUGCGGGCGAUUAACUGA
Molecule: messenger RNA, 942 nt
Organism: Chaetomium globosum CBS 148.51
Lineage: Eukaryota; Fungi; Ascomycota; Sordariomycetes; Sordariales; Chaetomiaceae
Exons: 2
Coding region: 1-942 (313 amino acids)
Biological process (GO): mitochondrial L-ornithine transmembrane transport
Molecular function (GO): L-ornithine transmembrane transporter activity
Source: RefSeq, a predicted model, not a curated record